Molecule: messenger RNA, 7035 nt
Organism: Patella vulgata (common limpet)
Lineage: Eukaryota; Metazoa; Mollusca; Gastropoda; Patellidae
Product: titin-like
Exons: 9
Coding region: 354-6998 (2214 amino acids)
Source: RefSeq, a predicted model, not a curated record
AUGAUGAUCCACUACCCCCAUCACAAGCUAAACCGACAGAGGUCAAACCAAUUCCUCCAUCUUCACAAACUAGUGUGGUUGAUCAUGAUGAAGAAGAUGAUCCACCACCACCCACACAAGCUAAACGGAGAGAGGUCAAGGCCAUUCCCUCAUCUUCACAAACCUGGUGGAUUGAUAAUGAUGAAGAAGAUGAUCCACUACCACUCACACAAGCUAGAGGGAGAGAGGUCAAACCAAUUCCUCCAUCUUCACAAACUAGUGUGAUUGAUCAUGAUGAAGAAGAUGAUCCACUACCACCCACACAAGCUAAACGAAGAGAGAUCAAGGCCAUUCCCUCAUCUUCACAAACCUGGAUGAUUGAUGAUGAUCCACUACCACCAUCACAAGCUAAACGGAGAGUGAUCAAGCGCAUUUCUCCAUCUUCACAUACCUGGAUGAUUGAUGAUGAUGAUCCACUACCACCAUCACAAGCUAAACCGACAGAGGUCAAACCAAUUCCUCCAUCUUCACAAACUAGCAUGAUUGAUCAUGAUGAAGAAGAUAAUCCACUACAACCCACACAAGCUAAACGGAGAGGGAUCAAGGCCAUUCCCUCAUCUUCACAAACCUGGAUGAUUGAUCAUGGUGAAGAGGAUGAUCCACUUCCACCCACACAAGCUAAACCGAGAGCGAUCAAGGCCAUUUCCUCAUCUUCACAAACCAGGUUGAUUGAUGAUGAGGAAUCACCCUCACAAGCUAAACGGAGAGGGAUCAAGGCCAUUCCUCCAUCUUCACAAACCUGGAUGAUUGAUGAUUAUGAUCCACUACCACCCACACAAGCUAAACGGAGAGAGAUCAAUGCAAUUCCCUCAUCUUCACAAACUAGUGUGAUUAAUCAUGAUGAAGAAGAUGAUCCACUACCACCCACACAAGCUAAACGGAGAGCGAUCAAGCCCAUUCCUCCAUCUUCACAAACUAGUGUGAUUGAUCAUGAUGAAGAAGAUGAUCCACUACCACCCACACAAGCUAAACGGAGAGGGAUCAAGGCCAUUCCCUCAUCUUCACAAACCUGGAUGAUUGAUGAUGAUGAUGAAGAGGAUGAUCCACUACCACCCUCACAAGCUAAACAGAGAGCAAUCAAGCCCAUUCCGCCAUCUUCACAAACCUGGAUGAUUGAUGAUGAUGAUCCACUACCACCAUCACAAGCUAAACCGACAGAGGUCAAACCAAUUUCUCCAUCUUCACAAACCUGGAUGAUUGAUGAUUAUGAUCCAUUACCACCCACACAAGCUAAACGGAGAGAGAUCAAGGCAAUUCCCUCAUCUUCACAAACUAGUGUGAUUGAUCAUGAUGAAGAAGAUGAUCCACUACCACCCACACAAGCUAAACGGAGAGCGAUCAAGCCCAUUCCUCCAUCUUCACAAACUAGUGUGAUUGAUCAUGAUGAAAAAGAUGAUCCACUACCACCCACACAAGCUAAACGGAGAGCGAUCAAGCCCAUUCCUCCAUCUUCACAAACUAGUGUGAUUGAUCAUGAUGAAAAAGAUGAUCCACUACCACCCACACCAGCUAAACGGAGAGGGAUCAAGGUCAUUCCUCCAUCUUCACAAACCUGGAUGAUUGAUGAUUAUGAUCCACUACCACCCACACAAGCUAAACGGAGAGAGAUCAAGGCAAUUCCCUCAUCUUCACAAACCUGGAUGAUUGAUGAUGAUCAAGAGGAUGAUCCACUACCACCCUCACAAGCUAAACGGAGAGCAAUCAAGCCCAUUCCUCCAUCUUCGCAAACUAAUGUGAUUGAUCAUGAUGAAAAAGAUGAUCCACUACCACCCACACCAGCUAAAUGGAGAGGGAUCAAGGCCAUUCCUCCAUCUUCACAAACCUGGAUGAUUGAUGAUUAUGAUCCACUACCACCCACACAAGCUAAACGGAGAGAGAUCAAGGCAAUUCCCUCAUCUUCACAAACCUGGAUGAUUGAUGAUGAUCAAGAGGAUGAUCCACUACCACCCUCACAAGCUAAACGGAGAGCAAUCAAGCCCAUUCCUCCAUCUUCGCAAACUAGUGUGAUUGAUCAUGAUGAAAAAGAUGAUCCACUACCACCCACACCAGCUAAACGGAGAGGGAUCAAGGCCAUUCCUCCAUCUUCACAAACCUGGAUGAUUGAUGAUUAUGAUCCACUACCACCCACACAAGCUAAACGGAGAGAGAUCAAGGCAAUUCCCUCAUCUUCACAAACUAGUGUGAUUGAUCAUGAUGAAGAAGAUGAUCCACUACCACCCACACAAGCUAAACAAAGAGCGAUCAAGCCCAUUCCUCCAUCUUCACAAACUAGUGUGAUUGAUCAUGAUGAAAAAGAUGAUCCACUACCACCCACACCAGCUAAACAGAGAGAGAUCAAGGCAAUUCCCUCAUCUUCACAAACUAGUGUGAUUGAUCAUGAUGAAGAAGAUGAUCCACUACCACCCACACAAGCUAAACGGAGAGCGAUCAAACCCAUUCCUCCAUCUUCACAAACUAGUGUGAUUGAUCAUGAUGAAAAAGAUGAUCCACUACCACCCACACCAGCUAAACGGAGAGGGAUCAAGGCCAUUCCUCCAUCUUCACAAACCUGGAUGAUUGAUGAUUAUGAUCCACUACCACCCACACAAGCUAAACGGAGAGAGAUCAAGGCAAUUCCCUCAUCUUCACAAACCUGGAUGAUUGAUGAUGAUCAAGAGGAUGAUCCACUACCACCCUCACAAGCUAAACGAAGAGCAAUCAAGCCCAUUCCUCCAUCUUCACAAACCUGGAUGAUUGAUGAUGAUGAUCCACUACCACCAUCACAAGCUAAACCGACAGAGGUCAACCCAAUUUCUCCAUCUUCACAAACCUGGAUGAUUGAUGAUUAUGAUCCACUACCACCCACACAAGCUAAACAGAGAGAGAUCAAGGCAAUUCCCUCAUCUUCACAAACCUGGAUGAUUGAUGAUGAUCAAGAGGAUGAUCCACUACCACCAUCACAAGCUAAACUGACAGAGGUCAAACCAAUUCCUCCAUCUUCACAAACUAGUGUGGUUGAUCAGGAUGAAGAAGAUGAUCCACCACCACCCACACAAGCUAAACGGAGAGAGGUCAAGGCCAUUCCCUCAUCUUCACAAACCUGGUGGAUUGAUAAUGAUGAAGAAGAUGAUCCACUACCACCCACACAAGCUAAACGGAGAGCGAUCAAGCCCAUUCCUCCAUCUUCACAAACUAGUGUGAUUGAUCAUGAUGAAGAAGAUGAUCCACUACCACCCACACAAGCUAAACGGAGAGGGAUCAAGGCCAUUCCCUCAUCUUCACAAACCUGGAUGAUUGAUGAUGAUGAUGAAGAGGAUGAUCCACUACCACCCUCACAAGCUAAACGGAGAGCAAUCAAGCCCAUUCCGCCAUCUUCACAAACCUGGAUGAUUGAUGAUGAUGAUCCACUACCACCAUCACAAGCUAAACCGACAGAGGUCAAACCAAUUUCUCCAUCUUCACAAACCUGGAUGAUUGAUGAUUAUGAUCCACUACCACCCACACAAGCUAAACGGAGAGAGAUCAAGGCAAUUCCCUCAUCUUCACAAACUAGUGUGAUUGAUCAUGAUGAAGAAGAUGAUCCACUACCAUCCACACAAGCUAAACGGAGAGGGAUCAAGGCCAUUCCCUCAUCUUCACAAACCUGGAUGAUUGAUGAUGAUGAUGAAGAGGAUGAUCUACUACCACCACCCUCACAAGCUAAACAGAGAGCAAUCAAGCCCAUUCUGCCAUCUUCACAAACCUGGAUGAUUGAUGAUGAUGAUCCACUACUACCACCAUCACAAGCUAAACCGACAGAGGUCAACCCAAUUUCUCCAUCUUCACAAAACUGGAUGAUUGAUGAUUAUGAUCCACUACCACCCACACAAGCUAAACGGAGAGAGAUCAAGGCAAUUCCCUCAUCUUCACAAACCUGGAUGAUUGAUGAUGAUCAAGAGGAUGAUCCACUACCACCCUCACAAGCUAAACGGAGAGCGAUCAAGCCCAUUCCUCCAUCUUCACAUACCUGGAUGAUUGAUGAUGAUCCACUACCACCAUCAUCUUCACAAACCUGGAUGAUUGAUGAUGAUGAUGAAGAGGAUGAUCUACUACCACCACCCUCACAAGCUAAACGGAGAGCAAUCAAGCCCAUUCUGCCAUCUUCACAAACCUGGAUGAUUGAUGAUGAUGAUCUAUUACUACCACCAUCACAAGCUAAACCGACAGAGGUCAACCCAAUUUCUCCAUCUUCACAAACCUGGAUGAUUGAUGAUUAUGAUCCACUACCACCCACACAAGCUAAACGGAGAGAGAUCAAGGCAAUUCCCUCAUCUUCACAAACCUGGAUGAUUGAUGAUGAUCAAGAGGAUGAUCCACUACCACACUCACAAGCUAAACGGAGAGCGAUCAAGCCCAUUCCUCCAACUUCACAUACCUGGAUGAUUGAUGAUGAUCCACUACCACCAUCACAAGCUAAACAGAGAGAGAUCAAACCAAUUUCUCCAUCUUCACAAAACAGGCAGUCCUCUUCACUGCAAUCUGAAAUCCUAGAUGAUGAUAAGGACUCUUUUAUAUCGGACGAAAUGUUUGAUGAUUCACGGGACAGUGAUUUUGUUUUGAAUUCCAAUUCAGAGUCUGAUUCUAGUGAUGUUGUCCCAAUAAUUGACAUAGGUGCUUUUAAAACUGUAAAAAAUGAUCAAAAUGACAAGAUAUUCUUUAAAGAUAUGCCCUUGGUUUACUUCAGAGGGAUCCAAAGAACAAAAGUGGGUAAAAAUGGACAAAUUAAAAAAAGUGACCGCGUUUUUAGUAACAAGCAUAGCUGUUUAUAUUGUGGAAUUCUUGUUUGUAAACCAGUCGAUCAUAUGGAGAGAAAACAUGGUGAUGAAAAAGAGAUAGCCGAUCUUCUUGAGUUAAAGCCAAAGAAAACUGACAGUUCUCAAGUGCGUAAGAAAAAAAAUUCUGUUCGCCAAAAACAGCUGGAAACUUUACGUAAUCGUGGCAAUCAUAGACAUAACAUGGAAGUCAAGCAUUCAGGUGAGGGUGAGAUCAUACCUUUAAGAAGACCACCAGGAAAAGGAGUAUUUUAUUUGUCUAGAUUUGGGCCUUGUCCAAAUUGUUAUGGAUGGAUAAGUGACCAGUCGAAGCAUCGAUAUCGCUGUGUAGCUAAGGGUAAAGAUAUCGAAAGUAAGAGUAGCUUGACUGUAAAAAGUAAUCUACUUAUGGGACUGUAUGAAAGAGCAUCCACCACCCUGACAAAAGAAGUAUUACAAACUAUGGUAGUUGAUGAUUGCUCCAAAGUUGCUACAAGUGAUCCUCUAAUUAUGGAAUUGGGUGAUGUGUGGUUGCGAAAAUCUUGCAAAAACAAACUGAGGCGUGCAAAUUACACCAGCACAAGAAUGAGAGCUGCAGCUCGUCUUUUAAUGGAGUGUAGAAAACUGGAUGAAAAUAAGAAGACAAUGAUUGACUUUAUAUCUCCAUCUUCAUUUGAAACUGUCAUCAAGGCCACUAUUAAUGUUGCAGGGGGUGAAGAAUACAAUUUAAAUAAACCCUCCACAGCUUUAAAGAUUGGGCAUGACCUCCAAAGAAUGGCCAAUAUAAAAGAAACAAAAGGAAUUAUUUCUAAACAUGAAGAGCAUGUCCUAGACGCCAAGAAUUUUAAUAAAUUACUUAAGAAAAACUGGAAUCAACGAAUAAGUUCAAUGGCAUCCUCAACACUGAAUGAACGCAGGUUCAAUAAAAUAAUUGAAUUACCUUCAGGACAUGAUUUAAAUUUAUUGUCAGACCAUCUAAAAAAGGAGUUGUCUACGAUAGAAGAAAUUGGUGAUAAAACAACUUUUCGACGUGCAGUUGAGUUGGUUGAAGCACGGUUACUGACGUUUAACAAGAGACGUCCAGGGGAGUUGGAAGCUAUGAGUGUGGAGUCAUAUACUGGAAGAAGAGUAGAUGCUGCCCUGGAUGAUUUUAAAAAAGAUCUGACUUCUUUUGAGCUAGAACUUUGCAAGACGUAUGAAGUCGUUAAUAUUAGGGGAAAGAGAGGGCGAAAGGUACCUGUACUAGUACCACCAGAAUGUCGCAAUGUUAUGGAUAUGAUUGCCAAUGAAGAUGUUAGAGAGCUAGCAGAUGUUGCCAACAGUUCAUUUCUGUUUGCUAAUUUUGGUAAAGGAGCUGUACGUGCUUAUGAUGCGUUAGAGAAUGUCUUGAGUGAAUUAAAGCUAGAAAAUGCUAGUUUUAUCAAAUCAACACUACUAAGGAAAUACAUUGCUACAACAACACAGGUGCUUAAUAUUUCUGAGAAUCAACUUGGAUGGAUUACUAAUCAUUUAGGACACAACAUCAACGUACAUAAAGAUUUUUACCGAGUUAUGUCUUCCACUAUUGAAAAAACGAAAGUAGCAAAAUUAUUAUUGCUGGCAGAUAGUGGUUCAAUAACCAAUUAUUAUGGGAAGACGAUUGACGAAAUAGAUUUUGAAAGCUCUGCUGGUGACUUUCUUGUGAAAGAUGAUGAAGAACAAGAUAUUGUUGAUGAUGAGAUUAAUAUUAAUGAUAGAUUACAGCCACUUGAGAAAAGAAAGAGUAGUAGUCUAGAAGUAGUUAAGAGAAAGAAACAAAAGAAUGAAAUUAUUGAAGGACCCACAUGUAGUAACGAUACACAGAGAAAUAUGUUGCAGAUUUCAGAUAAUAAUGAUGAGAUUGGAUCACAGCCACUUGAGAAAAGAAAGAGUAGUAGUAGUCCAGAAGUAGGAGGACCUACAUGCAGUAACGAUAAACAGACAAAUAGGUUGGAGACUUCAGAUAGUAAUGUUUGGAACAAAGAAAAGAGAGGGGCCUAUAAUGAAGUGUUUUUUAAACUUGUCCAAUUACGAGGAAAAAUGCUGAAAAAAGAAGAAAUAGUAUCCCUCAAAAACAAGAACCCAAUUUUAAAGAAAAUGACCUAUGACAAAAUUAAAAAUAAAAUAAAUGCAGAUGUACAGAAAAUAAGACGAAAUAAAGACAAAAACUAAAAAUAAUUUGCAGAUGUACAGAAAAUAAGACCAAAUA